Nicotiana attenuata is the source of this 2271-nucleotide messenger RNA. Its product is annotated as heat shock cognate 70 kDa protein. NCBI's taxonomy places the organism in Eukaryota, Viridiplantae, Streptophyta, Magnoliopsida, Solanales, Solanaceae. Bases 160 to 2115 code for a protein of 651 amino acids. Gene Ontology annotation, molecular function: ATP hydrolysis activity; ATP-dependent protein folding chaperone; ATP binding. The transcript has 2 exons. The record is from RefSeq and is a predicted model, not a curated record. Gene Ontology annotation, biological process: cellular response to unfolded protein; protein refolding. Gene Ontology annotation, cellular component: cytoplasm.
AAAUAAAACUUCUCCUUUAUAAACCUCGCUCUUUUCCACUCUACUCUCCAAUCAGAGAAAUUUGCUUCACUGCCUUGCAAAUAUCAGAUAUUCUCUUUAAUUCUUCUUUUUCAAACGCUCUGUUUUUGUUCUGAGUUUUGUUUUCUGAUUGGUUGAAAGAUGGCCGGAAAAGGUGAAGGACCAGCAAUUGGAAUUGACUUGGGUACGACUUACUCUUGUGUGGGUGUAUGGCAACAUGAUCGUGUGGAGAUCAUAGCGAAUGAUCAAGGGAACAGGACGACGCCGUCUUAUGUUGGUUUUACUGAUACUGAACGGUUGAUUGGUGAUGCUGCUAAGAAUCAGGUCGCUAUGAACCCCAUUAACACUGUCUUCGAUGCUAAGCGAUUGAUUGGGAGGAGAUUCAGCGAUCCUUCUGUGCAGAGUGAUAUGAAAUUAUGGCCUUUUAAGGUAAUAGCUGGGCCUGGUGACAAGCCAAUGAUUGUUGUAACCUACAAGGGUGAAGAGAAGCAGUUUUCAGCUGAGGAAAUCUCGUCUAUGGUACUCACCAAGAUGAAGGAGAUCGCUGAGGCUUACCUUGGAACUACAAUCAAGAAUGCAGUUGUCACAGUCCCUGCUUACUUCAAUGACUCGCAGCGACAAGCAACUAAGGAUGCUGGUGUCAUUUCUGGCCUUAAUGUGAUGCGUAUAAUCAACGAACCUACAGCAGCUGCAAUUGCUUAUGGACUUGACAAGAAGGCUAGCAGUGCUGGUGAAAAGAAUGUGCUUAUUUUUGACCUAGGUGGUGGUACUUUUGAUGUGUCUCUUCUUACAAUAGAAGAGGGUAUCUUUGAGGUUAAAGCUACUGCUGGUGAUACACAUUUGGGAGGUGAGGAUUUUGAUAACAGAAUGGUGAACCAUUUCGUUCAGGAGUUCAAAAGGAAGCAUAAGAAGGAUAUUAGUGGAAACCCGAGAGCGUUGAGGAGGUUAAGGACUGCUUGUGAGAGGGCAAAGAGGACACUGUCAUCGACUGCACAGACCACAAUUGAGAUUGAUUCCUUGUAUGAAGGCAUUGAUUUUUACUCGACUAUUACUAGGGCGAGAUUCGAGGAGCUGAACAUGGAUUUGUUCAGGAAGUGUAUGGAGCCAGUGGAGAAGUGUUUGAGGGAUGCCAAGAUGGAUAAGAGCAGUGUUCAUGAUGUGGUUCUAGUCGGUGGAUCAACUAGGAUCCCCAAAGUUCAGCAAUUACUUCAAGAUUUCUUCAAUGGUAAGGAGCUUUGUAAAAGCAUCAACCCCGACGAAGCAGUUGCCUAUGGUGCAGCUGUCCAAGCUGCAAUCUUGAGCGGUGAAGGCAACGAAAAAGUUCAAGACUUGUUGCUGUUGGAUGUAACUCCUCUGUCUCUUGGUCUAGAGACUGCUGGAGGUGUAAUGACUGUGUUGAUUCCAAGAAACACAACCAUUCCCACAAAGAAAGAGCAAGUGUUCUCUACAUACUCGGACAACCAACCCGGUGUUUUGAUCCAGGUGUACGAGGGAGAACGAGCGAGGACCAAGGACAAUAACCUGUUAGGCAAGUUUGAACUCAGUGGCAUUCCUCCUGCUCCAAGGGGUGUUCCUCAAAUCAAUGUCUGCUUUGACAUUGAUGCCAAUGGCAUUCUCAAUGUUUCUGCUGAGGACAAAACUACUGGACAGAAGAACAAGAUAACCAUCACCAACGACAAGGGUCGACUCUCCAAGGAAGAGAUUGAGAGAAUGGUGCAAGAAGCUGAGAAGUACAAGUCUGAAGAUGAAGAGCUCAAGAAAAAGGUGGAAGCUAAGAAUGCAUUGGAGAACUACGCUUACAACAUGAGGAACACAAUCAAAGAUGACAAGAUUAGCUCCCAACUUCCUGCUGCUGAUAAGAAGAAGAUUGAGGAUGCAAUUGAUGAAGCUAUCAAGUGGCUGGACAGCAACCAACUUGCAGAGGUGGAUGAACUUGAAGACAAGAUGAAGGAGCUGGAAGGCAUCUGCAAUCCAAUCAUUGCUAAGAUGUAUCAAGGCGGCGCUGGUGGAGCUACUAUGGAUGAAGAUGGUCCUUCUGUUGGUGGCGGAGCUGGUAGUGGAAGUGGUGCUGGACCAAAGAUUGAAGAAGUGGAUUAAUAGUUUUUUUGAGAAUCUGUUUAUCUGUUUUUUGUUGAGUUUUUCGUGAGAGUUACUAGUUAAGCUUUCUUUAAAUGGACGCUGUUCACCUUUUUGUUGUUAAGAUGUGCAAUUUCAUAUAGAAAUCAAAGAAAGCUCCAAUUGUUUUCCUACAAA